Molecule: messenger RNA, 716 nt
Organism: Callorhinchus milii (elephant shark)
Lineage: Eukaryota; Metazoa; Chordata; Chondrichthyes; Chimaeriformes; Callorhinchidae
Product: protein S100-Z-like
Exons: 5
Coding region: 120-716 (198 amino acids)
Molecular function (GO): transition metal ion binding; calcium ion binding
Source: RefSeq, a predicted model, not a curated record
AACGUACACAGGAAUGAGUCACAGGCACUGUGAACAGUAUAAAACUGCUUGCUGGGUGGGUCUCUCAGCACUCGCUUCAAAUUGUUCUCUACGCCCCUACUCUGCAGUCCACUACCAUCAUGCCUUCCGACCUAGAAAAUGCUAUGCUGUCUCUCAUGGCGAUUUUCCACAAAUAUUCCGAGAAAGAGGGCAGCAAAGGCAGCUUGAGCAAUUCAGAACUGAAGGAUCUCUUUAAAGGUGAACUGGGAUGCUUCCUGAAGAACCAGAAGGACGAAAAAGCUGUGGACAAGAUCAUGGCCGAUCUGGACCACAACGGAGACGGCACGGUGGAUUUCCAGGAGUUUGCCAUCUUGGUGAUUUCUCUGACCAUCGCUUGCCACGAACAGUUUCAGAAAAGUUUCCAGGUUACCAUCAUGCUUUCCCAGCUGGAAUCUGCCAUGGAUGCGAUAAUCCAGGUUUUCUACAAAUAUUCCGGCAAAGAGGGAAACAAGUACAUUCUGACCAAAGGCGAACUCAAAGAUCUUCUCUCGGGAGAGCUGAUCAGCUUCUUGAAGAGCCAAAAGGAUCCAAAUUGCGUGGAUGACAUCAUGAGAGACUUGGAUGUCAACAGUGAUGGAAAAGUGGAUUUCCAGGAGUUUAUCCACCUUGUCACAGUCCUCACUAUUGCCUGUAAUGACUUCUUCAUUGACCUCCUAAAGAAACAAGGCAAGAUGUAA